UCAAGAUAUGUAUAUGAAUAUCUAAGACAAAUCGUAGUUAAUUUUUGUUAACCGCGCGCCAUUUGCAUUACGUCAGUCAUAUCUGAUGUACAAUAACGAUUAUUACAUUUUUUUGAACAAUCAAGACGAGAAUUCGACGUUGAUGAAUAAAAAGGACGAGACCUCAGAAACUCUAUCAUUGCUCCUCGGACUUCUCCAAAAUGAACACUAUAAUAUUCAUAGGGCUAAUAUGUGUUUGCCUUACUUACAUCUGUGCUAUGCCAGCACCUGGAGACGUUGCACAAGCACUGCCAGUUGCAGCUUCAGAAGAUUUACAACCUGAAGAAACGAAAUGGCGACACAAUCACCAUCGUAGCAAGGGUUGGGGUAACCAAGGUUGGAGUCGUGGAGGAGGUUACGGGUCGGGCGCAGGCUGGGGAGGUGGCUAUGGCGGAGGCGGCGGUGGAGGUUUCGGCGGAGGAGGUGGUUAUGGUGGAGGUGCAGGCUACGGCGGAGGACGUGGUUUCGGCGGCGGAGGAGGUUAUGGCGGCGGUGGAGGUUACGGCGGCGGAGGUGGUUACGGUUACGGAGGAGGUUCCGGAGGAGGAUGGGGAAGAUAAUGUAUUAUCUCUGUGAUAGACUUCAAAGUUUUGAUUUAUAAUAACAUUAUAGUUGUAAACAUUUUAAUGGUACUGGCAAAA
This is a messenger RNA of Papilio machaon (common yellow swallowtail), 680 nucleotides long. Its product is annotated as glycine-rich RNA-binding protein 10. The record is from RefSeq and is a predicted model, not a curated record. Bases 201 to 599 code for a protein of 132 amino acids. The transcript has 2 exons. Lineage: Eukaryota; Metazoa; Arthropoda; Insecta; Lepidoptera; Papilionidae.